AUGAAAAGGUAUCACAAUCAUUUUAGCAUCGUGACCAACACCUCAUUCGGAUUACAAAAUGGCUUUCAAAUUCGCAGUCUUCGCCGCCGUCGUGGCCGUUGCCAACGCCGUCGCCAUCGGAUACCCAGCUGCCCACGUUGGAUACCCAGGUGCCUACCCCGGAGCUUACCCAGCUCUUGGAGUGGCCAAGGUUGCCGCCCCAAUUGCCCACGUCGGAUAUGGAGCUGCCUAUCCGGCCAUUGCCAAGGUUGCCGCCCCGGUUGUGGCCAAGGCCGUCGAUGACUACGACCCCAACCCACAGUACAGCUACAGCUACCACAUUGCCGAUGCCCUGACCGGAGACAACAAGGAACAGCAGGAGUCCCGCUCCGGAGAUGUUGUCACUGGAUCGUACGCUCUGGUUGAGCCCGAUGGCACCCGUCGCGUCGUUGAGUACACCGCUGAUCCCGUCAACGGAUUCAACGCCGUUGUUCACCGUGAACCAGCUGUCGUUAAGGCCGUUGCCCCAGUUGCCAAGAUCGCCGCCCCUCUGGCCUACCCAGCCGUCGCCAAGGUCGGAUACCCAGGUGCCUACCCAGCUGCCUACCCCGCUGCCCAUCUGGGAUACCCAGCCCUCGGUUAAACAACCCAACCUCUAAUCGACCCCUGAAAAAUUCUCAGUUCUUCUCUAAAAACUUCUCAGCAAAGUCAUUAGUCUAUACUUUAUUUAUUUAUUCUACUUCUCUACGCUAUUCUACAACUUAUUUUUUCCUGCAUUUUGCAAAAAAAAACUUUCCUAUUACUUCUCCAACAGAGCAACGAAUGUGAGUCCUCUAGUUAUUCCAAGCUCAUUUAAAACGUGUGUACAAAAAGUAUAACUUUGUAAAUACAAGCCAUCUUACUAUUAACGAAGAAGCGUGCGAUGAGAUUUAAAAAUCUCUUUCCUUGACUGUGUGUGACUUAAACAGAGUGUAAAUUAUACUAGUGUUAAAGAAAUGAUGCAACGGCAUCGUGUACAAAAAUAAAUGCAAUUUCUAUAAAGGA
This is a messenger RNA of Culex quinquefasciatus (southern house mosquito), 1023 nucleotides long. Its product is annotated as larval cuticle protein A2B. Lineage: Eukaryota; Metazoa; Arthropoda; Insecta; Diptera; Culicidae. Gene Ontology annotation, cellular component: extracellular matrix. The coding region runs from base 59 to 622 and encodes 187 amino acids. The transcript has 3 exons. The record is from RefSeq and is a predicted model, not a curated record.